UCCCGUGAAUGCGUUCUCGCCUACCUUCUCCGAUCCAUGGCAGGAGAGCGCGUACCUGAGAAGAUAACGUCGUCCAAGAUCUUAGCAGAGACCACCGCGACUCUAUCUCUCGAGGUGACCAACUACCUGCAGCUCACGGGCAUGGGCGUCAGCAAAUUCGUUUCUUCCCCGGCCUUCAGAAUCGGCGGCUAUGACUGGCGCAUCGACUUCUUUCUGGACGGAGAAAACGAGGACUGUGCCGGCAACGCCUCAGCGUUCCUGACCUAUCUUAGCCAAGACGUGGACGUGAGCACCAAGUUCAGGAUGAGAAUGCUGGAGAAGAAGGGCCGGUCACCGCCGGUAGCAAGCUUCGACGUGUCGAAGCGCGUCUUCUCUUCGGGGCCAUACAAGGACGAUAGCUGGGGCCACUACAAAUUCGUGGACAAGGCCAAGCUGGAAUCGCUGUCGCAGCUCGGGGACGGCUGCUUCACGGUACUGUGCGACGUGACCGUCACACACGAUUCGCUGCCGGUGGAGCUGCCUUUCCACCUCGGACGCGUGCUCAGAGACGGGAGAGGCACGGACGUUACGUUCCACGUGGGCCGUCGGAAGUUCCACGCUCACAGUCCCGUCCUCGCCGCACGGCCGCCCGUCUUCGAAGCUCAGCUCUAUGGCCCCAUGGCGGACAAGGACAUGGGGCGCGUCAAGAUCGUCGGCGUGAAGCCUUUCAUCUUUGAGACGAUGCUUCACUACAUCUACACGGACUUCCUACCGCCAUGCCCCGAUGAAGGAGGCUAUAGCGCCGCGGCCAUGCAACAUUUACUGGUCGCGGCUGAUAGGUACGGGCUUGACAGACUGAAACUUAUGUGCGAGGAAGAGUUGUGCAAAAGAAUCGAUGCGGAGACCAUCGCAACCAUGUCGAUGCUGGCAGAUCAGCACCACUGCAAGAGGCUCAAGGAUGCAUGCCUAGAGUUGUUUCCGGCUGCCGCACGUGGGCGUCCUCGAGGUAAACGUGUCAAGUCAACCACACCCAUCGUCAGCAACAAGCUCCGUCGUGGUCUAAGAAGUGACACCAAGCUCCGUCGUGUUCUUAGAAGUGACAAGGAAGGAUAUGUUGAGAUGGCGCUCCCAUGAACCUCUUCUAGCUAGGCGUAAGAAAUCCGAUGUGCUCACGGCGAGUGCAAUUGUUUCAGCGGAGCUCACGGAGGGAGGAGCAUCCUCUUCGCCAACCCCUUAGUGCUCGUGUCUUUUCUCAGUCUGUCGUUUCAGUUCAGGGUAUGGCGUCGUCGUCGGUCAUAGAUCUGUUUUGAAGAACGUUUCCCUGUUGGUCUGAAUGUCAAUUUCAAAUGGCCUGCGCCUAGAAAUAAGAUUGAAGAAAGUGCCCUCUCGGUCGUGUGUUUGCAAUAGACUAGGAAAAGUGUUUUGAUUGCUCGUUAAUUUGCAAAUUUGUAUUCGUUUGAUCAU
Messenger RNA from Triticum aestivum (bread wheat), 1443 nucleotides. RefSeq names its product BTB/POZ and MATH domain-containing protein 1-like. Gene Ontology annotation, biological process: protein ubiquitination. The transcript has a single exon. NCBI's taxonomy places the organism in Eukaryota, Viridiplantae, Streptophyta, Magnoliopsida, Poales, Poaceae. Gene Ontology annotation, molecular function: protein binding. The record is from RefSeq and is a predicted model, not a curated record. Bases 37 to 1113 code for a protein of 358 amino acids.